AUGCCUGUAAACACUCGAGCUCAAGCCUGCCGAGCCAGUCCGGAUGAGCAACGAAGACAGGGCUCUGCGCCCGGGCUACCGGAGGGAAAUCAAAGGGAGCCCCCAAGGCGCUAUCAGCGUAGGCGAAAACGAUGGACAGGCGGGACGGCCCACGAGGCUCGCGAACGAAUAAUUCGGCUUGGUAUUGGACGAAGGGGACCGCCUAGAAAUUGGAAACAAAUAGAGCGCCAGGAACGAAGGUCACAAGCGAUACGGAUGCAAAGCCCGGGCGAAGAAGACUCCAAUGGAGAGGUAACGUCAGAACGAACGGCAAAUUCCUCCUCCCCAGAUGCCAUGAGUAGCAAAGAUGGGUUUCAAGCCGAACGAGAAGAUAUCGAAGAUGAUGAGGAGGAAGAAGAAGAAGAAGAAGGGGAAGAAGAGGAUGCCGAGGAGGGCGACAUAUGGAGGGCUCCCCUGGCCAUCGGGCGGUCUCUAGGCGAGAAUCUGAGCAGACUACAACUUGCAUAUCGGCGUGUCGCACAAUGGGAGGCCAUCCUCGAACAUAACAAAAACUGCGACCCGGAAUCCCUCCAAGGAAUCCAAGAUUACCUCCGGCGAGCGCGGAAGGAGCUUUGGACACUGAAAGUCAAUGAAGAGACUACAACUCCCAUGAAUGAGCUCGAGUCAACGAAGAAACAGGCAAUCUCGCAAAGAAUCCAAACCCUCGAGCGAGCCCUCAAAACAUCGCGCUUCUCCGAAGAAAUCAUCAACAUCACCCGCGCACUCCAAGGCUACAAAACGGGAGAAAUCCGAUACUGGGAUAAAUGGACACUCAUCUGGAACGACCACAUCGUCGACUUCUGCCCCACGUAUGCCUCCUUUUGCGUAGAUCGCCUGGAGCGUCUUGACCGGUACGCAAAGAAGUACGGAGAGGGAUGGCUGUGGUACGAAGCUCCGCUUGCGGGCGAAAGUGAGAUGUCGACCUUGAUGGGGGACGCGACAGCCAUGAGGGCCACGUCCUCUGAAUUGCAAAACCAGAUGUAUGGGAUGGGCUGUUGGCCGGUUACGAUGGGGUUUAAACGGGUGAGGUGCUACGUCACCAGCGGACCGGAAAUAAGGAGGAAGAAAAAGGUAAGAUGGGCCGACCAAGAGGAGGAGGAGGAGGAAGAGGAGAACCUGACGUCUAGCCCAAGUAAAGUCAACGCCCAAACCAUGUCCAGCGUCGAGAUAGAAGACGACCCACCCGCGCCGUCUCUUUAUUUCGACCUCAUCCUCGACUCGGGAGCAACGUUCCCGGUGCUCUACGAGCAGGACUUUCGCGCCAUUGGCAUCAACCCGGAGACGUACGCGGCCCAGACUACAACAAAAGUCAAGAUGAUCACCAACAAAGACGAGUUCCGCCUCUACGAACUCCGUGUUUCCGUUACAGACAAAGACUGUCUCUCCCUCGUCAUGCCAACGCAGGCCGUCUGGCCGCUCGAAUACCCGGAGCUAGGGGGUAUCAUACCCGUCCUGAUGCUUCCCAAAGAGACCCGGACCAGUUCGAACCCAUUGGCGCCAGCUGAGGGCGACUUGAGCAAACUGCGCAAGGGCAGAAAUUGGGUUACCGGAUGUAGCAGGGUGUCCGGAAUCCUUCCUUUUCUUGCUUGCUACACCACUACGGUCCCGGGCAGCAAGGUGAUCUGGAUGGGGGAGGAUAGGAGGGACGUAUUGGGUCCCGGCAAGUUCCCCGGCCAGAUGAGAUACGGGGCGGAGAUUGACGAUGAAGAGCUGACCCAGCUUCGGGAGGAGGCCGAGACGGAUCGGGCGCCAGGUGUUCGUUUUGAACAAGCUUGCAAGGAUGGCGGGAGACUCGUUGACAAGGACGGACAAUUUGGAGUUAGUAUCCUUAGGAGAUAUAACGAUGAGGGUGAAGAGAUUGGAAAGUAUACGGUUGACCCAUGGACGUGGAGCAAGGACAGGCAAGGACAGCAGUCUAAGAAACAGAAGCGGUGA
Scedosporium apiospermum is the source of this 1974-nucleotide messenger RNA. RefSeq lists its product as uncharacterized. NCBI's taxonomy places the organism in Eukaryota, Fungi, Ascomycota, Sordariomycetes, Microascales, Microascaceae. The record is from RefSeq and is a predicted model, not a curated record. The coding region runs from base 1 to 1974 and encodes 657 amino acids. The transcript is spliced from 2 exons.